UCCGACGGAAAGUGACACUUUCGUGUUGCCUUGCCGAUGCGCAGUACCGGAUUACGAUUCGAGUCCGACUAGCCAUCAUAGUACGGCGUUUCGUUCGCGGACACUACAUCGAAUUUCUUCCCGAAAUUGUGCAACUAAAAGACGAUUUUCCAAGAGUGCUAUCAUCUCCGGGGUACGAUCACGGCAUCGGAGCAAGGACCUGGAACUUGGAGAGACCGCGCGGCACCUUCGUGUGGCCAGACUCUGUCCUUUUUCGUGACCGUAAGUCAAACGGGACACUUGCAGUGGUUUUCGCGUUCGCCUAGCGCCGUUCCGAACGUUCAUCUUGACGGGUGCUGAGUGAAAAAGUGCUCGGGAAGGAUAUUGGGUAUUUUGGAGGAUUGCGCUGGGUUUUGUGUGUUAAGUAAGCGCAGGAAAAUCCGCGGAAGCAGCUGAACGUCGGGCGCUGAUUAGCGAAGAAACGAUCGACAUAUUGGCGGUAAAAGAGUUCUCGUUCGGUCCGCACAAGGCAACGGAAGUUUUCGUCCGUGCAUCCCUUUCGGGUUUCGCAUUCCAUCCUUGGCGGUAGUGCGUCUGAGAAGUGCGAGUAGAUGCCAGCGCGCUCGGACCAAUAUGUAGGAAAGUGACGUUGAUAGUGUUGUGCAAUCACGCCGUCUCUGUCGCUCGCAUACGGCCGUCGUAGUGAGAUUCCAAGUCGCGAAAAUCCCAGUGGAUCCGCACAUAACCUCGAAUUUAUUCUUAGGUUUCGUAGGCGACGGACUACGUACGUUUCUCGCUGAUUUUUUGCACAAGUUUCGGGUCCGUAAUUGGAGAAAGUGCAACGUGCGAGGACGGUUCCGUGUGUUACUGACGAACGCGUGAAUUGAGGGAACGCACUAUCUUGGACGUGAGUUUCCGCGAGACUCGUCGAACUCGGCAGUGAAGUGCAGUGAAAAGGAGGAAGGCGACGUUGGGACAACGGUGCAGUGACAGUGCAGGCGGACCAGAGUGGGACUCGCGAAAGGUCCAAGGAGUACGUGUUCGUGACCUCGGCUUGCACCAUACAUGAAUGGAUCCAGUUGUGGGUUGGUACCAAGAGGAACAGGAGGGACCCGCACUGCGUACAUGGCACGCCAUUUGGGAGACGCACUCAACUGAAAUUCAGAAGCAAUUGGAGCUCCAGCAGCAGCAGCAACAGAACAACAACUCGUCCUCCGCGUCGACAAACUCCUCGUCCGGGAAGGGCAACAACCAGUCGACAACGGGACUGAACAACAACGGCAUCCACGGCCAGGGCGGCGCGAACCGCGACUCCUCGACAACGGCUCUGCUGCUGCAACAGUUCAGCGGCGACUCGACAGCCCCCACGGCAGCAGAGCGCGAGAAGAUCGUAGCCCACGAAAGGAACUACUACAACCCGUCGCGAAGGAAAGCGGGCAGUGCGGCGUUCGACAACAAGGCCAGCACCUACAACAUGAACAAGUAUCGGCAGAAGUACAUCGGCAAGUACGGCGGUACGCCGUGGCGGCCACCUGGCUACCAGUAUGGGCGCGGUAUUAUCGGAUUACACACAGAAAUCGAACAGUUCUAUCAAUAUAGCCUUCCAACACCAGCCGAACAUGCCCUACGCAACGAAGUCGUACUACGAAUUGAAGAUGUUGUUCACAAGCUAUGGCCAAAUGCCCGUGUCGAAAUAUUCGGUUCAUUUCGCACAGGUUUAUUCUUACCAACGUCUGAUAUUGAUUUGGUUGUAAUCGGAUUAUGGGAGAAACUUCCACUUCGUACACUUGAGACUGAAUUAAUUGAGCGAGGAAUCGCAAAUACGGUGCGAGUCCUUGACAAAGCAUCCGUUCCAAUUAUCAAAUUAACAGAUCGUGCCACACAAGUUAAAGUCGAUAUAUCAUUUAAUAUGCAAUCGGGAGUACGAUCGGCUGAAUUAAUAAAGGAGUAUAAGCGAAUGUACCCGGUACUAUCGAAAUUGGUCCUAGUCCUAAAGCAAUUUUUAUUACAACGUGAUCUCAAUGAAGUUUUUACAGGCGGCAUUUCUUCGUAUUCGUUAAUAUUAAUGUGUAUAAGUUUCCUGCAAUUGCAUCCACGUCAAAUAGACCAUGAAACGGCAAAUCUAGGUGUCUUACUGCUGGAAUUCUUUGAACUCUACGGCAGAAAAUUUAAUUAUAUGAAGACUGGAAUAAGUGUAAAAAAUGGCGGCCGGUAUAUACCCAAAGAGGAACUUCAGCGUGAGAUGAUCGACGGCCAUAGACCGUCACUGCUCUGCAUUGAAGAUCCUCUAACUCCCGGCAACGAUAUUGGCAGAUCAUCGUAUGGUGCCCUUCAGGUCAAGCAUGCAUUUGAAUACGCCUACGUUACAUUAUCACAGGCCGUUUCGCCGCAAAACACGACAGCCAACGAUUGUUCAAAGAAUUCAAUAUUGGGUCGAAUAAUACUGGUGACGGACGAGGUGAUUGACUAUCGACGGUGGAUCAAAGCCAACUACGAGCUGUGUCAUCCUUUAGCGCCGGUUUCGUCGAGUCUGCACGGGCAUUCGGUGACGAACGAUAACUAUCGACGACGUGGCAGUGUGUCGAGUACGGGAGAGGAGAGUACAGACAGUGAACCAGAUCAGCAUGCGAAUUCACGGGACAUAUCGCCAACUGGCGUGCCAUUGACAGCAGGUACGGAUAUAAGAAUGCAUCCGUUUCCUUAUGCGGGUGGUUUACAGCAAACUAUGCACUCUGAUGAAUUGCAAUCGAUUGGCGAAGAAAAUCAACACUUUGUACAAGCGCAGACUGGUAUGAUCGACUUAACCCGCAACACAAACUCACCCUGUGAUCCAUACAUAAAGCCACGAACGAACGUCGUCGCCUACACGAGAAACUCCCCACCUUCCGUGACGCAAAUGCAAACUGUUGUAACACUUUCACCCACGUCACAAAUUACAGUAGCGGCGACGGCGCAUCAACGUUCGGCGGCUUCCCAAACCACAGCUCCAUCAACCUUGGCGUUGGCUGUCCUGGCAGGCGGUGGUACAAAUAAUAGUAACGUUGUAAAUAUGAAUGCCGGCCGGCAACAGUCGCAGAAAGGUAACAAUAGGCGCAAUAGCAACGGUACAACAACAAUAAUGACUACCUCGUACGGAAGUAGUAGCAGUAGUGGCGGAAACGAUAAUAGUAACAAUAAAUACUAUCAAGCUGGACCAAAAAAAUCGUCGACGAAACGAAAGAAGCCGAUUGCCAUGCAAGCCGAUAAGAAGAUUAACAACAACAGCAAUACCUGUAGUAGUAGCAGCAGCAGUAGCCAUAGUCGAUGAUGAUGUGAUUUUAAAAAUCUCCUCUUAAGUUAUUUAAGUAAGAAUUCGUCAAUGUAAACUGAAACCUCGACCAACUGUAAAGCGGAACGUUGUGUUUGUUUUUGAAUUUUAGUUCCGGUACGCACUCUUUUUAGUGUCUCUAAUUUUACACUUGGUCCGAGCUUUGUCUAGCGUAAGGAAACGUAUUAUAGAUCGACGUACUUUUAAAGCCUACACACUUUUCUGUGGGAAACAGAGAAGACGAGUUUCGUGAGAAGACGCUGCUGUGUUUAUACUCGCAUUGUUAAGUGCAUGAACGCCCCGGGGGAGGGGCGAGUGACGGAGGGCGUGGAAAUCUUCUGACAACACUCAAGCCUUGUGAAUGUAACCAUAGCGUAAUUGAAUUCUAAAGCGGAUGGGUUCGUUACGAUUUGUUUUUAAUUCAUAACAAUACACAAUUCGUUUUUGUAUAAACGUAAGAGUUCUAUAAGUAAAUAGCGAUAGAAAUUUAAUAAAAUCCGUAUCUUGUAAACGGCAUAUUUCAUUGUCAUGUUCUCUCUUAAAACAAGAAAAAAAUGGAAAUGUUAAUACACUUAACUAGUAAACAACACGUUAUGCAUUAAGCGCGUAUAAAUGAUUAAUUUUAAGGUAGCCCUGAAGGAGUAAACCAGUCGAUAAUGUUAUUAUUUUCCAUAUUUAUGUUCCGUUGCUUUUAUUAAUAUAUUAUAUAUAAAUAUAUCUAUUUUACCAUUUGCUACUUUAAAACUACGAGAAAUACGUUUAGAGAAGGAAAUAACAGAACUAUCAAGAAAUAUUCCAAGAAAUGUAAAUUUGAUUUUGCGGUGCCGUAGCGCAGCCAAUACACACGAAAACGGACGGGAUCGCGAUGGCAACUAGCUAGAGAGCAUUACAUUUCAGUAAAAUUCGGUUUCGCUAUCCACACGGUUAGGGAAUUGUUCAUCACAGUAAUAUGGAAAGUAACCUAAAAAACCAGAAAUAUUGUAAGAACACCUCUCAUCAAAUAUAAACCCAAAAUGACUACAAGAAUAAGGACCUUCGAGUUCGACUUAAUCUAAUGUUAACAGGCUUAUUGUACACGCACACACUCUUGAGUGCGCCUGACUAAUUGUCCGCGCUCAACUGAUGAAAAACAGAAAAAAAAUUGAAAAGGAUAGACGAGAUCAGGUCAUAGUUCUUAAAUAAAAUAUUCAAACAUUGUAUGCAUUUCCUAAUAAUCGAAUUCCUUUAUUCAGUAAGUCCUGCUCAAGGAGAACAAUGUAUCAUAGUAUUUUCGUGUCCCACAGUAGAUUAACAACAUCAUCAUCGCGGAAAUUUACACGAAGGGAAAAAGAAUGAAAUAAUAAUGCAAGAAAAAAAAACCUGUAUAGAAAAAAAAAUGUAAUAUUUUUGCUUCUCCAUAUUUUUUUGUAAAAGUAUUUGAAGAAUGAAAUAGAAAACAAAUAUAAAAAAAUGCAGUUGCGAGAUAAUUGUGCUGUGUACGAAUGGAUCAGAUGAUAUAGAGGCAAAGCAUGAAAAAAAAGAAGAAAAAAAGCAAAAUCAGAUCAAUAUACAUAGUAAUGGAAUGUGAAAAAUGCAAAUAAAAAAAUUAUAAUAAUAAUUAUAUUUUAUCGCUUAAGUUUAAGCGAUUAAAAAGGAA
Messenger RNA from Hermetia illucens (black soldier fly), 4922 nucleotides. Its product is annotated as non-canonical poly(A) RNA polymerase protein Trf4-1-like. NCBI's taxonomy places the organism in Eukaryota, Metazoa, Arthropoda, Insecta, Diptera, Stratiomyidae. The record is from RefSeq and is a predicted model, not a curated record. Gene Ontology annotation, cellular component: TRAMP complex; nucleolus. Gene Ontology annotation, molecular function: poly(A) RNA polymerase activity; mRNA binding. Gene Ontology annotation, biological process: RNA 3'-end processing. The transcript is spliced from 5 exons. Bases 1049 to 3286 code for a protein of 745 amino acids.